AGGAUGGAGAAGCUAUUUUUGUGCAUGGUUGCCCUGUGCUCGAAUAUGAUCCUUUGCUCAACGUGUGAACUUUCGAAUGUAACAAUUGCACUCGAGAAAGAGGAAUGUGGGGUCUGCAUUACUGUGAAUGCCACGUGGUGCUCAGGAUACUGUCACACUAAGGUCGGUGCAACAGAGUUAACACAAUGAAAAAAUAAUGAGGACUUUAUAACAUUCAGAAAAUAUAAGUAGAAAUGACCACAUUUGCCAUCCGAAUAUAUCUUCGAUUUCAGAGCAGAGGUGAUAUUGUUUUUGUGAUUCGGAUCUGUCUUCCAUGGUGCCUUUCAUGAGGUUAUAGCAGGUUUCUGGGAGUUGUAGUUCAGCUGUUAGCUUUCUACAAUAGAAUAUUGAACUGCAAGUCAUGUGAAGUGCUUGCUCAUAGACGUUCUAUGGCUCAGAUUGGCUAUCUCAAGCCCAUGUAAUGCAGCUCUUUAGCCCCCAAUCUCUACAGUUGGCGGAGGGGGAAAGGAAGAUUGUUUUGUUUAAUUUUAAUUUAACCUCAGGCAAGUGCUUUUCAAAGCAGCCACUUAUUAUAAAAAGAAAGAUCAGUAAUAUCGUGCUCUGCCGGGCUACUUAGGGGAAGAUGGGUGCCCCCCAGGUGACUGUCAGAAGGGGUUGCUGCUCACCCCUUUAGUAAUUUUGUAGCAUGGUGGGAUCACAUUGAAUACCUGGCUGUGCAGUAUGUGCUUGUUUCUGACUAUCCUGUCUUUGAGAUCCUGGAGAGCAUCCGCGGCACGAUGUACCUGGGUAGAGAGGACGGAUAUGUCAUGAUAUCCACACCUCUCUGCUAGGGAUGGGGUCAUCACAGUUUCCUUUGGGCAGAGGCCACUGGUGUUAAUGGAACCUAGCAUUGCCCCUGUGUUAGCUGUUCUAAUAAAGCAUUGCUCAUUAAAAUAAUGUCUGCAAUGCAAAUAAUAGUUCUUACACUGUUUGAAAUGUAUGUAAGGCUACUGAAAUAUUAAAAUUCCAUCUGCUGGCAAACUACAAAUCCCAUCAACCUUUGCAGGCCAUUGUCUGGAGUAGAAUUCAGCUCACAGCUGAUGUGUGAUACGGAUUAAUUUGAUGUUGGGGCUACCCGUCUUUAAAUGAUCAGGUGCUAUGUAUAUGUGAGAGUUUCUUUAUGAAUUAUCAUUUCAUUUAAUAACUAAUGAGAAUACAUCAAUGCAAUUAACAGUCUAAAUAAUAUUGGUGUUUGUUAGAGUAUUUUUAAAAAUAAAAAUAAAUUCAUUUGGAUCUGCAAACAUACUGUAAAACUACUUUCUAGAUUCACUAUGCAAGGAGAAUGAAUUCAUUUGCUUUCCAAGUAAUUAUUAUUAAAUAUGCUUUUUGAAUAAUAUUUCUUCACCACUUGAAGUUAAAUUACUCCCGUACAGCUUUGCUUCUCAAUUGAAUUAAACGUACAUACCAAUUAAGUUUUUAAAGAGAUAGUAGUAUGUUUUUUUUAUGCAAUAACAAAGAACCGUAAGGUUUAUCUAUAUCAGGUAUGAAUUCCCAAUAAUUCAGACUUUAGCGAAUAAUCCUGCGUAGUGGAAAACAUAGCUAAAUUGGAUAUUUUUUCAUUUUGACUAUUUUGUCCUACAUGUGCUGUUCCCUUUCACGAAGUUCUACGUUUUUGCGAAUAAACAUCUCUGUAAUCUUGGUAUCUCGUUCAAACCCCACGCUUAGUGGGAGUAAAAUGUAAAGUCCAGAGGGAGCAGAUGUAGCCGGUGCUAAUACUCUAUAUUUGUAUAUUUUAGGAUCCAUCUAUGAAGCCAAUAUUUACGACGAAGGUCCAGCGUGUGUGCACUUACAAGGAAGUUAUUUAUGAAACCGUGAAAUUACCUGGCUGCCCUGAUAACGUGGACCCUUAUUAUUCCUAUCCUGUGGCUACGGAAUGUCACUGCGGGCAGUGUGAUAUGGAAACAUCUGACUGCACUGUGAGGGGCUUAGGACCAUCCUACUGUACUCAAAGACAAGAGAAGGAAUGACGAGUUUUAAUAUUAAAUCGGCUGUUCAUUCCAUUGGACUCAUAUAUAUGUUUCUAUCACUUUGUAAAUUCUUUCUGUACACUAUAGUUAAAUCAUGUCGGUCGAGUGGUGGAAGACUCCCGUUCGCUAACUAUAACUCCAUAAUGAGCAAAGUCCAUUCUGGGACAAACACGGCAACUACAAUGCAUCCCCUUGUAUCACCGAAAGAAUCUCUCUGUUUUGUGUAUCAAAAUGCCUAGCCGGACACAUUUGGGUUAUCUCUCCUACCCCUUCCC
This is a messenger RNA of Pelobates cultripes (western spadefoot toad), 2281 nucleotides long. Lineage: Eukaryota; Metazoa; Chordata; Amphibia; Anura; Pelobatidae. The record is from the annotation of a GenBank genome assembly.